Sorex fumeus (smoky shrew) is the source of this 1242-nucleotide messenger RNA. RefSeq names its product growth hormone releasing hormone receptor (gene GHRHR). The transcript has 14 exons. Gene Ontology annotation, biological process: adenylate cyclase-activating G protein-coupled receptor signaling pathway; cell surface receptor signaling pathway; positive regulation of cell population proliferation. Gene Ontology annotation, cellular component: plasma membrane. The annotation marks the transcript as partial. The record is from RefSeq and is a predicted model, not a curated record. Gene Ontology annotation, molecular function: peptide hormone binding; G protein-coupled peptide receptor activity; growth hormone-releasing hormone receptor activity. NCBI's taxonomy places the organism in Eukaryota, Metazoa, Chordata, Mammalia, Eulipotyphla, Soricidae.
AUGGACGGCAGGGCGUGGGGUGCCUGCGUCCUCUGCUUGCUGGGCUCAUUUCCAGUGGUGCUGAGCCGCGUGCACCCCGAGUGUGACCUCCUGGCCCAGCUGAGCGAGGACGAGCGCACGUGCAUGCAGGCAGCAGUGGGGAUACCCAACAGCUCUCUUGGCUGCCCCAGGACCUGGGAUGGGCUGCUAUGCUGGCCGCCGGUGGCUUCUGGCGAGUGGGUCACUCUCCCCUGCCCGGGCUUCUUCUCUCACUUCAGCUCGGAGCCAGGGCUGGUGACCAGGGACUGCACCACCUCGGGCUGGUCUGUGCCUUUCCCGCCCUACCCGGAGGCCUGCCCUAUUCCCCUGGAGCAGCUGGCCGAGGAGAAAUCUUACUUCUGGACGGUGAAGCUCAUCUACACCCUGGGCCACGGCGUGUCCACGGCGGCACUCUGCAUCGCUGUGGUCAUCCUGGUGGCUCUCAGGAGGCUGCACUGCCCCAGGAACUACAUCCACACGCAGCUGUUCGCCACCUUCAUCCUCAAGGCGGGGGCCGUGUUCCUGAAGGACGCCACCCUUUUCCACGGAGACACCACGGACCACUGCAGCUUCUCCACGGUCCUGUGCAAAGUCUCAGUGGCCACCUCCCACUUCGCCACCAUGACCAACUUCAGCUGGCUGUGGGUGGAAGCUGUGUACCUCACCUGUCUCCUGGCCUCGCCGACCCCCUGCACCCGGAGAGCCUUCUGGGGGCUGGUGCUGGCCGGCUGGGGCCUUCCCCUGCUUUUUACUGGCACCUGGGUGAUAUGCAAAAUGGCCUUCGAGGACACGGCGUGCUGGGACCUGGACGACAGCUCCCCCUACUGGUGGAUAAUCAAAGGGCCCAUAGUGCUCUCCGUUGGGGUGAACUUUGGACUUUUUCUCAACAUUAUCCGCAUCCUGCUGAGGAAACUGGAGCCAGCCCAGGGCAGCCCGCACACGCAGUCUCAGUACUGGCGGCUCUCCAAGUCAACGCUUCUCCUCAUCCCACUGUUUGGAAUCCACUACAUCAUCUUCAACUUCCUGCCUGACAGCACCGGCCUAAAUAUUCGUCUUCCCCUUGAGCUGGGGCUGGGAUCAUUCCAGGGCUUCAUCGUGGCUGUCCUGUACUGCUUCCUCAACCAAGAGGUGAGGACCGAGAUCUCGCGGAGGUGGCACGGCCAGGACCCCCAGCUGCUGCCCAAAAGACCCCGCGCCCGGUGGACCUCGCCCGCACACCCCCGG